Molecule: messenger RNA, 1197 nt
Organism: Myotis myotis
Lineage: Eukaryota; Metazoa; Chordata; Mammalia; Chiroptera; Vespertilionidae
Product: F-box only protein 31-like
Exons: 2
Molecular function (GO): protein binding
Source: RefSeq, a predicted model, not a curated record
AUGGCAGCGGCCGAGGGCAAGUGGUGUCCUCAGAAGCGCCAGUGCCCAGCUGAGAAGGCAGCAGCCAAUGGCAAGCCGACCCCGGCAGAAAAGCACAUUGAGGGGGACGCUGCAGCGCGGUGCUGUGCGGGGAGUGGAGGAAUAGCGAGCCCGAUGCAGCCCCCGCAUUGCUCACUGCAGGACCUGCCAGUGGAGAUGUUGGUGAAGAUCUUCGCCUGGGUUCCCAGCACCGACCUGCCCAGCUUGGCCCAGGCCUGCACCAAAUUCCACCACAUCCUGCACAUCGACAGCAUCUGUAGAUGGCAAUGCCAGGAGGAGUUUGGUGUUCGUGAAAACUUGCAGAAUCUGGAGAUGAUGGAGAGGAAACCAGCCAUGGUGGAGUGCAUGGAAGGCCGCCUCAGCAGGCCCCACAACCGCCAUAUGCAGAUUCAUAAGGACAGGUUCACCACCCAGUGCAAGAAGACAGCCCAUGGAACUGAUUUACCAACGUGGCUUAAGGAAGAAGGGGGGCUGGUGCUGGAGGACAGACAGCAGUAUGACUGGCUGACCUACCACCGCCUCUAUCUCCCGCCGAGCCACCCGGACGACCUCAUCCAACCAGGCCUCUUCCAAGACUACUAUGAUGCCUUCGGCCUAAAGAUUGCCAUGCUCAGCUUCCAUGGGAAGUAUGCCAGGGUCACAAAGAUCACGGGAGUCUCCAAUGAGAUGUUAGAGAUCCACCUCAUGCGCCGCAUCCAGCUGCGAGAUGGCCAGAUCUUCAGCGACUUCAACCAGCUCUCCCAUGUGGUCCAGGAGAUUGACGAGCAGGUGAUCCGGGAGCAGCAGCAGCAGCAGCAAGAAGACGGGACUGAGGAAAGCAAGGGCCAUGGCUGGCAGAGCACUGCCCAGCCCAGCGUCGGGGAGUCCAGCACUACAGCUUCGGAGGAGCAGCCUGUCCCAUUUGUUCUGCCUGUGGGUAUGCACUCAAAACUCCACAACUACCCCCGAACUUGAAGGAUGUGUUUCUAUGGCUUGGCCUACCCCAGUCGCAUCCCUGGAGUCUUCAUCCUGUUCGAUGAGAAGCCCUUGGGGUUCAUUAUUGUGGAGGUGAAAUACUUCAUCCUGUUGGGCAGAGUCCAGAACACCUUCCAGAAUGCUGAGGCACCAUCCCCGCAGACUUUCCUAGAGAUGCUCAAGAACAUUCAGUCCAUGCCCUAA